AUGAUCCAGUCACAUCUGCUGCAGCUCAACCUUGUUGCUGGAAAGAGGCGUGAGGCUUUGAGGAUUGUGCUGCUGGGGAAGACUGGAGUGGGAAAGAGCGCUUCAGGAAACACCAUCCUGGGGAGAGAAGCGUUUAUAUCAGACUUCUUGGCCUCCUCUGUGACAAGAGAGAGUAAGAAGGAAAGAGCAGAAGUGAAUGGGAGAGAUGUGUGUGUUGUUGAUACUCCAGGCCUGUUUGACACAUAUUACAGCAAUGAAGAGAUCACAAAGGAGAUUGUAAAGUGCAUCUAUCUGUCCUCUCCGGGUCCCCAUGCAUUCCUGGUUUUGAUCCAGCUGGGUAGAUUCACAACAGAGGAGCAGGAUACAGUUAAGUUGAUUAAGCAAAUCUUUGGUGAAAAAUCAGACAAAUAUACAAUGAUUCUGUUCACUCAUGGAGAUAAACUGAGGGGGAAAAGUAUUGAAGAAUUUAUGGGUAGGGAUACAAAACUAGUAGAGUUGAUCGCUCAGUUCCGUGGGGGAUAUCAUGUGUUUAACAACGAGGACCCAGAGAAUCGGUCUCAGGUCACAGAGCUGCUGCAGAAGAUUGAUAAGAUGGUGACGGUGAAUGGAGGGGGCCACUACACCACUGAGAUGUACCAGAGGGUUGAAGAAGAGAUUGAGAGACAGAAGGCACAGAUUCUGAAAGAGACAGAAGAGAAGAGAAAGAGAGAAGAGGAGGAGCUGGAGAAAUGGAUCAAGAACAAAGAUGAGAGGAAGAAAGUGAGAGCUAGAGAAGAGCUUAGAAGAAGGCACGAGGAAACAGCUAGACUUGAAGCCGAGUUAUCGCCAGAACCAAAGAAAAAUAUGGUUGAAGCCUCCAUCAGCAGAGAAGAAGGCUUACGGACAUCCAUGGACAGGCAGUUGCGGGAGAUGAAGGCUUAUGUGGAUGAGAGAAGAUCACAACUUGAAGUGAGCAUAGUGGACUGUUUGCGCCGCCGUGACAAGAGGUGGACAUUCUUGACGUCUGACUAUCAAUCAGAGAUAGAGGAACAGCUACGAGUGACCGUACAGACUCCAACACAGUGUCUGAGAGACUUUGCGUACGACUAG
Molecule: messenger RNA, 1089 nt
Organism: Sardina pilchardus (European sardine)
Lineage: Eukaryota; Metazoa; Chordata; Actinopteri; Clupeiformes; Clupeidae
Product: GTPase IMAP family member 7-like
Exons: 4
Coding region: 1-1089 (362 amino acids)
Molecular function (GO): GTP binding
Source: RefSeq, a predicted model, not a curated record